AAAGUGCGCGGAAGUUCCCGGUUAAAGCAAAUUAUAGAUAAGCAUAUUACAGAGACACAAAUGUGCUUGGCGGCUCAUUAAAAUUCAGCAUGGAAACAUUGUCAAACAAUCGCAUAUUUCGGCAAUACUUGGUUCUACUGCAAUUGCUGUUGAUCACAAAAGUAUACGACGUGUUGGCCACACCGCUGCGGACUGAAAGUGCAACAUACUCGAACACAGCGGCUACAAAUCGCAGCGAACCUAGCAAAACGAGCAACUAUUUUCUGCAUCAGCCUUACGGUCCCAAUACGUAUGCCUUUGGCUAUGAGGUGGAAGAUGCGCAAACGGGCAACGUGCAAUUUAGAGAUGAGCGUCGCUAUUUGAAUGGAAGCAUUGUGGGCAGCUUUGGCUAUGUGCGACCUGAUGCUCACAUUCAAGUGACACGCUACAGAGCCGACGCAGAUGGCGGCUACUUGGCGCACUCACAAAGCUACGCUCCAGGGGAGCAACAAGUGGACACCAUUUGGCCCACGAAGCUGCCUGAUUUUCUGAGAGAUCAACAUAAAAUGCAGCCAGCAAACAAUGUGAGUUGGGAUGCCAAGCAACAUUUGAAUGUGAGCGUGGACGACGUGGAAGAUGAUGUCGCAGAGAAAUUGAAACAACAACAUGGUCUUGACUUGUUUCACAUUGAUGUGGCGCAGGAUGUGCUCCAGCCCGCAGUCUUAGAUAUAGUCAAUGGCAAGACACCGCUGAAGCAGCAGCCCAAUGGCAGUUUGGCCUUUGAGACGCUUCAGAAAGUGGUGCCCAACGAGCUGCCGCUUGUGCCAUUCGAAUUGCCAGUCGAAGAACUGUUAACAAGGGCAACAACGGCAACGACAACAGCCACAACUGAGUCAUCGGCCGAGCUUAGCAAGUACGAUAAAGCCAAGAGCAAUAAUGCCGAAAAGGCACCACAAAUAACAGAGUCCGAUUCGAGUGAACUAUUGCCGCCCAGGCCAUUGGUCAAUAACGUUAGCAACAGCUCGAAUUGGUACAAGCAAAUCAUUGAAGCAAAUCGUCGUGAAUUCCUUGAACAUUUACCAAAUUUGAAUAAAGUAAAUGUUUGAAGAAACACAAGUAAGAAACUACGGUCGAGUGUGCACGACUGUGAGAUACCCGCUACUUGUUUUCAAUAAUAAAUAUUUAGAAGAUUAUAUUUGGUAUAUCAAGAUACCAUUAAGUUCAAAAUAUACCAUACCAAUAAAACCAAAACAGUGCCGUAUUAUCCUAAAAAAAUACCAAAGUAUACAAAAAUAUACCGAAGACCAUAUUUAGUAUAUCAAUAUAAAAUUACGUUAAAAAUAUACCAUUAUAAUAAAAGCAAAACAGUGAGAGAAUAUUAUAAAAAUAUACAAAAAUACAGAAAUAAGUUUAGUAUAUAAAUAUACAAUAUAAUAUUCAAACUAUACCAUACCAAUAAACCCAAAAAAAUGGAGUAUAAUCUAAAAAUAUACCAACAAUUAAAAAAAAGGUGUAUCGAUACACAAUUACGUUUCAAAUAUACCAUCGACUUCAAUCAAAGCAACUGAGAGCAUCACCCUUUUUUCCAAACAAAAUAAUAUUUUCAACAACUUCUACAAUUGUUAACUGUUGUUCAAGGAUCUAAAAUACUGUAGUUAUUAUUGUAUAUACCAAGUCCAUAAUACCCUUCUAUCCUAUUGAUAGCGGGUAUAAAAACUUAAGAGGCACACUCAAAUUAUGCACAUUCAACGAGAAUCACAAGUGGUCCCACUGUACCCCGCCCCACUGUACAGCAGCAGCGUACUAAACAUAGUAGUAGCUGUACCGACACGCCCCUCCUCAAAAGAAAAACCAAAAAAAGAAA
Molecule: messenger RNA, 1843 nt
Organism: Drosophila nasuta
Lineage: Eukaryota; Metazoa; Arthropoda; Insecta; Diptera; Drosophilidae
Exons: 3
Coding region: 90-1085 (331 amino acids)
Cellular component (GO): chitin-based extracellular matrix
Molecular function (GO): structural constituent of chitin-based larval cuticle
Source: RefSeq, a predicted model, not a curated record